Molecule: messenger RNA, 1827 nt
Organism: Spizellomyces punctatus DAOM BR117
Lineage: Eukaryota; Fungi; Chytridiomycota; Chytridiomycetes; Spizellomycetales; Spizellomycetaceae
Exons: 8
Coding region: 571-1530 (319 amino acids)
Source: RefSeq, a predicted model, not a curated record
UGAAACAAUGGGGUUGUCCAUACCCAAGGCCAAUCUUUGCGGGAUUGGUUUUUUUGUUUUAGGAUCGAGCGUAACUAGACUUUCUGUUGUGUUACCCAUCAUUCACCAAUCAAUCGGAGGGCUUUCCGGAUGUUCAUUGCCGGAUGAUGGGCACAGUAUUCGUAGAUGAGGGUCAUUCCUUGCUGUGUCAACGGUAGACGCACUAUAACUGUGGGUUACAAGCAGAACAAUACCAUAACAGAAGUUGGUUUCUACGGCCAUUCCUGGUUUCUGGUUCUUGUGCCCAUGGAAUACAAAUUGUGGUGUUUUAUGGGGGCUUUUAAAUUGGAUGAACUUGCAUUUAAAUUCGCUACUCAGUAGAGGUUCGCCAGAGUUUGUUUUUGCAAUAACAUCCCCCAUCAACAUUCAUUUAAAAAAACUGUUUGGCAUCCUCUCGGUAUUGUGAUAAAACUAGAACCAAAACCUGAUUUUUUCUGCGGCCUCCGCAUAAUAUAUGAAGACGGUGUCUCAACAACGUAAAACCUCUCUGCUCGUUACUACGGCGUUUGCCAAAUCCAAACUACUGCAAAGAUGGCCAUGACGAACAUGACAAUGCCUUGCAUGGCAGACGUGGGGGUCCAAUACAUCAUGCAAGGGUAUCUCAAGUCAACGAAAGACGCAUAUGCCACCGUCGCAAUGAUUACCGGUGCGGCGCUACCUCUAGUUGCUGGAAACAUUCUCGUUUCCAUCUGGCGGCUGUUGACCAACGUUCGAAAUUAUCGUGCAUAUACGCUCCUUAUCGGGUCUUUGGGGUUGGGGACUACAGGAGCGAUGAUCGUACAAGGCAUCUUCUUAUCGCGGACGAGAGUGUCUAUUAUUACAGGGUUUAUAGGUUGGGUAGUUGGUCUGGUGGCAUUGAAUAUAGCGGGCAUGAUGAGGUUUAUGAUCCCCUUGACCCUCGCAGUGCACAAAAAGAUCUACGUUAUUGUAACGCUUAUUAUUGUCACGAUAUUCGGCGUUGUCACCACCUACAUGGGGGUAGCAGAAGUGCUGGAAUGGACAUUCCCCGUGACAACUCCACAAUCUUUCACACAAAAGUUUGCUGCGAUUUCGUUGAUGUUGCCAGUCUUUUAUGCCUUCUCAGGAUUCAUCUGCUUCAGCCUUCAGCUUCGUCGCGCAUUUCUCAAUCUCGAGAAUAAAACAACCGGAUUUGAAAGAAUGCGGUCGCUGGAAUUUGCCAACUAUUUCUUGAUGGUCUUCCUACUCCUAACCCUCACGAUCUACUUUAUUUUUUUCAGAACAUUUAAAGACGACGCCAAACUCGACACUCCUACGGCGCUCUUUUUCACACAGAUCUUCUUGUCCUGUGAGAAUGUGUUUGAGAGUUUGACAACUCUGGUGCACAACACGACUACUGGUUCCAUGAUAUCCCGUUCAAGACAGUCAAGACACACUGGGAGCGCUUUAUCAGGAGAUCAUCUCAGGUCAGCACCAAGCGUGAGGCCUAGUCAUGCCAGGCCGCAGGAUCAGUCUCUGCUUGUACCCGCAUGAGAAUAGUCUGCGUCAAAGCUCAUUGUAUUCCCAAAUCAAUUUUGGGUGACAUAUUACUAGCGUAAUAUAGCAUGGAUCGUGGAAUUUUUCGUAUGCCUAAUGGACGGAAGAUUUGACACGAGUAUGUUAAUUCCCGGGACAUUCCUAGGAUGAGCCCAUUGGAAACAAUAUUCAUUAUGGCACAUUUGGUUGUUUGCACAGCGCGCAUGAAGCACCCUUGAUGCGUACACAGUGUGAAUAGACAGCAACCAUGUACGGAAAUUUGGUGAAUGUCAUGGCAGAAUCUUGAUGUGGACA